AUCAACCCAGCUGUCCCACCGAAGCCGGUAGUGGUUUUAAAACUGGAAAAAUACAUGGAAAAAGUAAACGAGGAGCGGGAUGCGGUUUUCGAGGAUCACAUCGGCGAUCGCCGUCGAAGUGUCCGGUCACUUCUGGAGGAGGCAUUUGCAGAUGAAAUGGAGAAAACUAGCUAUGACGUCGAGGUUGCCGACACUCCACAACCGCAUAUUCCAAUACGUUUCCGUCAUCCACCAAUCGCCGGACCAGUUCAUGAUGUUUUCGGAGACGCGAUUCACGACAUUUUCCAGAAAAUGAUGAAAAGAGGCCAGGCGGUCGACUUUUGUCACUGGGUGUCUCACUUGAUCGCCACAGAAAUUGACGAGAAAUUCAGUGAAGUUGCGUUCAGAGAUGUUCAGUAUAAUCCUGAUAUUUAUGUUACCGAUAGUACCACAGAAGCCAAAAAGCUAUUCAACGACAAAAUUUGGCCGGCGAUCGACAAGAUUCUCCAGCAAAACGCCGAAACGUGCCCGAUUCUGUCUGAAAAGUGGUCUGGAAUCCACGUGUCGGGCGAUCAACUGAAAGGGCAACGUCACAAGCAAGAAGAUCGGUUUUUGGCGUAUCCUAAUGGGCAAUAUAUGGAUCGUGGAGAGGAUCCAAUUUCGGUGUUAGCGGUGUUCGAUGGUCACGGUGGUCACGAGUGCUCUCAGUACGCAGCCGGGCACCUUUGGGAGACAUGGUUGGAGGUUCGAAAAUCGCGAGAUCCUUCAGAUAGCCUCGAAGAUCAGCUUCGCAAGUCGCUGGAGCUUCUCGACGAACGAAUGACUGUCAGAAGUGUGAAAGAGUGUUGGAAGGGUGGAAGUACAGCUGUCUGCUGUGCAAUCGACAUGGAUCAGAAGCUUAUGGCGCUGGCGUGGCUCGGUGACUCACCCGGAUACGUCAUGUCGAACAUUGAAUUCCGUCAGUUGACACGUGGACACUCGCCAUCCGAUGAACGGGAAGCUCGGCGUGUUGAGGAAGCUGGCGGCCAGCUUUUUGUGAUUGGAGGCGAAUUGCGGGUGAACGGAGUUCUAAAUCUCACCCGAGCACUCGGAGAUGUUCCUGGACGGCCGAUGAUCUCUAAUGAACCGGAAACGUGUCAGGUGCCUAUUGAAAGCUCGGAUUAUCUGGUGCUCCUGGCUUGUGAUGGAAUUUCUGAUGUUUUCAACGAGCGUGACCUGUACCAGUUGGUGGAGGCAUUUGCGAAUGAUUAUCCUGUUGAAGACUACGCGGAGCUCUCCCGUUUCAUCUGUACAAAAGCGAUUGAGGCUGGAAGUGCCGACAACGUGUCUGUUGUGAUUGGCUUUUUGCGUCCACCGCAGGAUGUGUGGAAGCUUAUGAAACAUGAAUCAGACGAUGAAGAUUCCGAUGUCACUGAUGAGGAAUAACUGCUUUUCGGUGGAAAUUUUGCCUGAAAAUUGGGAAAAUUCUUGCUAAACUUCGGUUGAUUUUCUCAAAUUUUUGUCGUUUUUUUUCCUAAUUUUCGGUCGAUUUUAUCAAAUUUUCCCCUGUUUUCCUGUGUCUAUUUGUUUUUUGGGUAUUCCAAUUUUCUCUCUCCUAUUCACCAUAUCGUCGUCAUUUCUCCCCGUUAUCUAGCAGCUUUCCGUGACCCACACACAUAUUUUGUUCUCGGUGUUCCUGUAGCAUUUCACAUUUACAUACGUUUCCAACCAGUUGGCAUCCCACCAAAAAUCCGAGUACUUUCCUUCUCCUCCUCCACUUGAACAUAUAUUUGAUUUGAAUUUAUUUUAUGAUAUAAAUUGUAUAAUGACGUGGAA
Molecule: messenger RNA, 1794 nt
Organism: Caenorhabditis elegans
Lineage: Eukaryota; Metazoa; Nematoda; Chromadorea; Rhabditida; Rhabditidae
Gene: fem-2
Product: Protein phosphatase fem-2
Exons: 5
Coding region: 55-1404 (449 amino acids)
Molecular function (GO): protein serine/threonine phosphatase activity; cation binding
Source: RefSeq, marked reviewed